GUUAGUUGCACACACGCAGCGGCUCAAUAACGGGACGAAUCUAUAGCAAAAGUGGUGCCGGCGACUUGUGACAGCGCAAUACCAACGCACGUUGACUGAGUGGCAAAGUGCAUGGGUUGGCACAAUGGACGUGUGUCCUCGCCUCCAAAGGACAAUCCCACCAACCCUCAGCAUAUUCGUCAUAGUUUUUUUCUGUCUGGUCGGCCAGACUGGCGCCCUGGUCCGACCGCUGCCCAGUGGUAAUUUAAUUGGACCUGGAGGGACCAAGUUUGAAAUUAGCUUUGGCUCGUGCCUUUUGCACCUGUACGAGUCCUGCUCUAACUCAAGACUGCUUUUUUAUUAUAUUCCUAGUUUGGAGAAAUCUAAGCACUUUCUUUUCAACUCAUCCGACGCCGAAUCUCUCGACGCCAGUGGAUUUAACUCAAGUCGCCCGACCAAAUUGCUUAUCCAUGGCUACAACGGCUCUCUAUACUACGAACCGAUCUACAAUAUUGCUAGAACAUACUUGGGUGAGGUUGAUGUGAAUGUGGUGGUGCUCGACUGGCGGGCCUACUCGAACAUGCCUUGCUACCCCAGUUCUGUGCUCAACACGUGGCAGGCCGGCCGGUGCACUGCCCACGUUCUUCAGGAGAUGGCCACGUGGACGGGUGCCCCGCGGCAAUUUUUCGCGGACUUGCACAUCAUAGGUUUCAGUUUGGGCGCCCACGUGGCUGGAUUCGCCAGCGCCUACCUCAAGCCCUUCAGAAUCGGAAGGAUUACUGGAUUGGAUCCAGCAUUGCCCUUUUUCGCCUCACUGAGUCGUUCAUGGAAAUUGGAUGCAAACGACGCGCGCUUCGUCGAUGUCAUCCACACAAACGUCGGCGUCUUCGGCAAGAUUGAUAACACAGGUCACGCAGAUUUCUACGUGAACGGAGGAUCCGUUCAGCCAGCGUGCAACAACAGUCUAAGACCGCUUUGCAAUCACUUGCUGGCGCCUUCCUAUUUUGCCGAGUCGAUUUCGACUAAGGCGAGAGGUUUUUACGGGUACCCAUGUCAGAGUUUCCUUUACUAUGUCCUUGGGUGGUGUGACGAGAGAAUCACAAAGAAGAACUCUGCAGUCAUGGGCGAAUAUUGCCCAAAGAGCACAAGAGGUGUUUUCUUUGUAAACACUGCAAGUCAAUAUCCAUUCAGUUUGGGACAAGAGUGGCCUGAAGAAAGCAUCGUCAUUGAAGCAAAUACGGCUGAAGAACUAGUCGAGUCGACGCCAACAACUGUUUUUUAUAAUGAAACUGAAGAGACGACAACAAUGCCAGAUUUGAAUGAAAACUUUUGA
Messenger RNA from Neocloeon triangulifer, 1312 nucleotides. RefSeq names its product pancreatic lipase-related protein 2-like. Gene Ontology annotation, molecular function: lipase activity. Gene Ontology annotation, biological process: lipid metabolic process. The transcript has 7 exons. Bases 125 to 1312 code for a protein of 395 amino acids. The record is from RefSeq and is a predicted model, not a curated record. Lineage: Eukaryota; Metazoa; Arthropoda; Insecta; Ephemeroptera; Baetidae.